AACGACCAAGUUGGGAGAAUGUCUACAUCGUUCCAUAUUUUGAUUUUAAAUGGCUGAUUUUAAUCUGUCAUAUAAUUUUUAUAGGACAGUUUUACCAGUGAAUUAUUACAUUAAUAAUUAACCUGUGCUAAUCCCGACGCAACCCAAACAUCACAAUGGAAAACGACAUGGAAAUCGUGUAUGGAACUAACGAGGACUCGCCCAGUGUGAUGUCUGAACGAGUGUCAACCCUUGCCAGCAGCGUAUACAAGGAAUUUGAGCGAAUGAUACAAAAAUAUGACGAAGAUGUAGUUAAAGAAUUGAUGCCUCUAGUCGUAAGCGUCUUGGAGAGUUUAGACCUAUCAUAUCAGGACAAUCAGGAACAUGAAGUUGAACUGGAAUUGUUAAGAGAAGACAAUGAGCAGCUGGUCACACAGUAUGAACGAGAAAAACAACUAAGAAAAGCAUCAGAGCAGAAAUACUUUGAAGUCGAAGAUGCAAUCGAGGAGGAGACGAAGAAGCAGGAGGAGAAGGUGGAGUUGCUUGAAUCUUUUGUCCGCAUGCUCGAGCUCAAGGGAAAGAACGCGUCGGACCAUGUGGCACGGUUGGAUGAGAAGGAGGCUGAUGCAAAGCGAGAGUAUAGCACGCUACAUGACAGAUACACCGAGUUGUUUAAGACUCACAUGGACUAUGUGGAGAGAACAAAGUUGAUAAUGAGCUCAGAGAGGAACGAGCCGCUGGUUAGUCCGGGAGUGAGAAACAGGCAGCAGGGCUUUAGUUUUGCGCCUAGAUCGCCGCAGGUGGCGCCGGCGGUGGGGGUGGUGUUGGUGCACGAGCGCCAGCGCAGCGGGAGCCCGUCCUCGCUGGACCAGGAGUCACUGCGCUCGCCCCGCGGCUACGGCAUCAACCUGGAGUCGGAGAUAGAGGGCGCUGGAGACAAUCAGAAGAAGGAAAUCGCCACCGAGGACAAGUCUCAGCUGACCGAUCGGAUAGGUCAACACGACAUGUCCACAGGUUGGACGGACAGCCUGACGGAUACCCUGUCUCCUGAUCCGGAAGUGACCAUGUUACCCGAGGAGACCCAGCGGCCCGUCUGUAACCCUACAAGGUGCACGGAUUCGUUGUUCUCGGAGCUGAGCUUUCAGGAUUCCGACGUGAUCGGUCUAGUCGAUGAAGGUGCUGACAUCACAGGUUAUCCGGUCAACACUGGUGACUACGCAUCGUCCGACAGUGGCGAAUCAGAUGUCAGCGACACAUUCUUCGGUAUGAGCAAAGAGGUGGAGAAUCUCAUUCUAGAAAAUACAGAACUACUGGCUACAAAGAACGCGCUCAACAUCGUGAAGGACGACCUCAUCGCGAAGGUGGAUGAGCUGACGAGCGAGCAGGAGAUCCUGCGCGAGGAGAUCCGCUCGCUGCAGGAGAUGAAGGGCCGCCUGCAGGCGCGCGUGCACGAGCUCGAGGCAGAGAUGAGGAAGCUGAAGGAGGCCGCCGACAAGAACGCCAAGGGCAACAUGGGCGAGGACGAGGACGACGUGCCGAUGGCGCAGCGUAAGCGCUUCACGCGCGUCGAGAUGGCGCGCGUGCUCAUGGAGCGCAACCAGUACAAGGAGCGGCUGAUGGAGCUGCAGGAGGCCGUCAGGUGGACGGAGAUGAUACGCGCCUCCAAGCUGGACCCGACGCUCGAGACCAAGCGCAAGUCGUCCAUCUGGAAGUUCUGCCUGACGAGGCUCGCGGCGGCGACGCGCGCGCAGCAGGGGCUGCGGCCCGCCCCCGUGUCAAGGUCGCGCAUACCGAAGGUCGUGUCGACGCCGACGGGCGCCACGAACAAACACGAACACACGAUGAGGGAGAAGGAGGCUGAGCAGCACUCGAGCUCCUCGCUCGUCUGGAUCUGCACGUCGACGUCGCAAGGCAGCAAGGCGGCCGUCAUCGACGCCAACAACCCCGCAGACAUCCUCGAUGCCUUCCGCGUGUGCUCGGCCAUCCUGCUGUGCAUAGCCAGCGUGCCAGGUGCGACGGAGAGCGACUACCUGGUGGACGAUGUGGAGCUUCCACACGAGAGCACAUCGGAGGAUGUGAGGCCCGCAGAGAAGGAGAAGCAGGACCGCGAAAGCGAGGAGAAGGAGGACACCUCGAUCAAGAUCACCUUCGUGAGCUGCGCCACGGGUGCUAGUAGUACAUCCGCUAGCCCAGAGAGGUCACUAGAUGACGAGAAGGAGGAAUCUGGGCAUCUCAUAACAGAGGUGACGCCAUCUGGUGACGCUGAAAAGACUUUAAAGGGAAUAUGUCCUGAUGAUGAUCAAGAGCGGCAGGUAAGCGCGCCGUCGUCACGGCGACCGCCGCCCACGAUGUGGCUCGGCUCGCAGAGCGGCAGUGUGUAUGUUCACUCGUCAAUGUCGCAGUGGAAGCGGUGCAUACAUUCGGUGAAGCUCAAGGAUUCGGUUCUGGCAAUCGUCCACAUCAAGGGAAGAGUGUUCAUAGCUCUGGCCGACGGAACUGUUGCGGUGUUUCACCGUGCGUCCGAUGGUCAGUGGGACCUGAGCAGCUACCACCUCAUUGACCUUGGGCGACCUCACCACAGCAUCCGCUGCAUGACCGUCGUCAUCGACAACAUCUGGUGCGGAUACAGGAACAGGGUGCACGUCGUCAAUUCAAAGACCCUCGAAGUAGAGAUGUCGUUUGAUGCGCACCCACGUAAGGAGAGUCAGGUGCGUCAGAUGUCGUGGGUCGGCGACGGCGUGUGGAUCUCGAUCCGGCUCGACUCGACGCUGCGUCUCUACCACGCGCACACGCACCAGCACCUACAGGACGUCGACAUCGAACCCUACGUUAGCAAGAUGCUCGGCACGGGAAAGCUCGGCUUCUCCUUUGUGAGGAUCACGGCACUGCACGUCUCCUGUAACCGGCUGUGGAUGGGCACCGGCAAUGGCGUCAUCAUCUCCGUCCCCCUCUCUGAGAGCAACAAGCAGCAGUCGAGCGGUGGGGUCGGGAAGCCUGGUGGAGUUGUGCGCGUGUACAGCGACACUCGCACGGACAGCGUCAAGCCGGGAACGUUUGUGCCUUACUGCUCGAUGGCACAGGCUCAGCUGUCCUUCCACGGACACCGCGACGCUGUCAAGUUCUUUGUGGCCAUCAGAGAGGGUGAUAACAAGAACAUGGACUUGAUGGCAACUGGCAGCAACAAGGAACUGUCGAGCAAGAUGUCUCUGAGGAGGCACAUGCUGGUGCUGUCCGGGGGAGAGGGUUAUAUCGACUUCCGAAUAGGUAUAUAUACAUAUAUACACAUCUACACACGUGGUGGGAAGUGGAAAGAAGAGGGUUAGGGUUGUGAAGAAAAGAUGGUUAGGGUCAGUAUGUGUGGUCAGGGUCAGGGUCAGUAAUAAAGAGCGGUGGGUUAGGGUCAGCAUGUGCGAAGACAGGAAGGAAGUUGAUAAAAAGAAGGUACAGAGAAAAAAGAAAAUGUAUAUACAAGAGGAGAGUAGUAUGAUGACAAAUAUGUGGAUUAGAAGGCUAGGAGUAAGAUAUUGGGAGUAAGAUAAGGAAGUAAUUAGAAGGGUCUCAGAGUUGUUAGUAACCUCUU
Messenger RNA from Priapulus caudatus, 3559 nucleotides. Its product is annotated as C-Jun-amino-terminal kinase-interacting protein 3-like. The record is from RefSeq and is a predicted model, not a curated record. The coding region runs from base 156 to 3302 and encodes 1048 amino acids. Lineage: Eukaryota; Metazoa; Priapulida; Priapulimorpha; Priapulimorphida; Priapulidae. Gene Ontology annotation, molecular function: signaling receptor complex adaptor activity; kinesin binding; MAP kinase scaffold activity. Gene Ontology annotation, biological process: vesicle-mediated transport. The transcript is spliced from 25 exons. Gene Ontology annotation, cellular component: cytoplasm.